Linum trigynum is the source of this 1099-nucleotide messenger RNA. The record is from the annotation of a GenBank genome assembly. Lineage: Eukaryota; Viridiplantae; Streptophyta; Magnoliopsida; Malpighiales; Linaceae.
CUCGAUCUACUCCGAUACCAUUCCCCAGCGACCGCUUCUCCUCCCGUUCGAUGUAGCCGUAGGAGCCGGCGACGGACGACAUGCACUCGAAGCGCCGGCUUAUUGCAGGACCUUGGCGAGUCUGAAAUCGGCGACAUGGAUGAGGGCGUCGGAGAAGCCGUGGCCCUAGUGGUCGAUGGCGCAUACGAGGGAGCCGUGUUUGGCGAAGAGGAUGGAGGUGAGCUGGAGACUCGCCGGUGAAGCCGUGGACGACGGCGAUGAAUCCGAUUUUGUCGGCGGGAGGGAGCGGGGACCACCACUAGGUGAAGAGCUUGAAGCCGCGGGAGUUGGUCCGGUGCUCAGAGUGGUGGGAGACGUCGUGUUUGGCGUAGAAUUCGGACGUGGUGAAAUUGCAAAGGGCUCUGGUCGUUGGAGUCGGAAAUCUGGUGCUGAACCAUGGCGGCGGUGGUCUCCGUCAUUGUGGAGGCGGAGCGGAGAAAAAGAGGAGGAAGUAAGAAUUGAGUGAAAUGGGGAUGAGGCAGGCGAGAAGAAUGUGGAGUGAGAGAAAGUGAUGGAUGGGCCAAUUUGUGGGCUUUUUUCAGGUGGGUGAGAACGAGCGGUGGCAGUUGGCAGGGUUCCCAACUCGUUAUUUGUAGAGAGUUACUAUCCAAGGAGUGGAAGGACCUAUACUGGGAAUUCAUUGACGUUUGGGACAAGAUAGAGAAAGAUGAACCUGAUACUUAUUCAGCAAAAGACUGUCUCAAAAGGAUUGUAAAACUAGGCAGUGUUCUUCUGAGUGAUCCAUUGGCCUCUUUAUUUGAGUUCUCUCUUACUCUGAGAUCAGCAUCACCGAGAUUACAACUCUAUCGACAAUUAGCAGAGGAGUCUCUUGCUUCUUUCCCUCCGUCAGAUGAUGGAACAGAAGGAAACCUAAUAUCGAAUCGAGGGAGAGAAACAGACCAUAUAGAAUAUGGAGUAGAAGAUUUGGUGUUGGUUUGUUGCUGCUAGUUGCUGCUGCUUGAUGAGUUGAAUGGGAAUGAUAGUUGGUUGGUUCAUUAGGCUCACUUAAGAGCUUACUAAUUGGAUUUGUAAUGUGUUAGAAGAAAUGGCCUUGCAGUAG